Messenger RNA from Ricinus communis (castor bean), 1766 nucleotides. Its product is annotated as zinc finger MYND domain-containing protein 15. Bases 124 to 1287 code for a protein of 387 amino acids. The transcript is spliced from 11 exons. The record is from RefSeq and is a predicted model, not a curated record. NCBI's taxonomy places the organism in Eukaryota, Viridiplantae, Streptophyta, Magnoliopsida, Malpighiales, Euphorbiaceae.
AAUAUGUUACUGGGCUCACAUUAUUUUAGACUUGGAGAUCUCAAUAAUGGGCCUUCUCAUGAUCCAAUUGAUUAAAAUAACUUCUCUGGAUGGACGGACUUCGCCGGAGCUGAAAGGGGAAGAAUGGAGUGCGCUGCGAAGGGACGAGGACGCCGGUGCAUCGGCCCGCCUACAAGACGUUGUGCUCGUUGCAGUGCUGUCGCUUAUUGUUCCGUCUCUCAUCAGAUAUUGCAUUGGAGUGAGCAUAAAGAAGAGUGUGAAAGGUUAGAGCAACAAAUGAAGCGUGCUGAUGACCUGAAUGAUUUCCCUUUUACUUUUACUCCACAACUCAUAUUUCAGGAGGAGAAUAGGUGCUCGUUCUUGAGCAAAAGAGAGAUUCACGGGUUAGGGAUGUGGAUUUGUGAAUGCAGCUGCGGUGCAUCACUUGCUUACUCUGACUGUUUAAGGUUCAUUAAUUCUCAUCUCGUUUUAACUGCGUUCUUGCAUAAUCAACACGGGUCAAAGGAUGAAGGUUGGAAUCUCUCUGGUGAUGUAUGCCCAUGCCGUGGGCCUGUGUCACCAAUUUCAAAGCAUUUAAGUAGCUGGAUGGAUUACUACGAGUGGAGGUGCAUCCCUCUACAUUCACCUGUUGCUUUGCUGCUUCACUGGCCACUUACAAUUUACUAUGCCACUCAAGUUGCCCGUACGAUAAGCUCGACUUUUCAAAGCUGCAAAAAAUUGUGCAUACACUAUCUUGGGCCUGAAAAAGAGCUUCUACAACUGGCUGUGUUUGGAGAAUUGCAUGCCCUUUUUCCAGGCAUGAAGGUGCAUGUAGAUCUCAUUGGACCUGCAAUUCCAGAACAUAGGGAUGGUCAGAAGAUUGAUCUUUGCAGCUAUGCUCAUUGCUCAGAUAGAGAUUGCAUCUGCAGGCCCUCAAGCAAAACGAGUGCAGACGCUGGUAAAUAUUCACAAGUGACAUUACAGCUUCACAGAGGAUUUUACCAUGACUGUUACAGAGAUUUAGCAGAGGGUUCAUCUCCAAAUCUAGUCAUUGCUCCAAAUGCUGGCAUUGCUGCUUAUUCGAGUUGGUUACCUACUAUUGAGUUGAUAAACGAGAUAGGUGUCCCGGCAGUAUUUUCAGAUUAUUGUGAAGAAGCUUGUCAUCUAGGAGUGAGCUGCAUAACCAGUGUAACUGGCUGUUCUCUUGCCCUUCCGAUUCAAAUAAAUCCUUUCAGGCAGCCAAUGGUGGUAGAAGACAGUGCCUUGCUUCUUCCCUGCUAUUCAAAUUGCUUUAUAUUUGGGAUGUAAAGCGGCCAGCUUAGAUGGGUUAAGAAUGGUGCGAAUUUAAGGCCACGGUUGCAUAGUUGCAUCUAACAUGGUAGUCUAGUUCUUCAAGCAUUUUUCAGUGGCUUCUUCAAGGAAUAUGCUGGAGUAAGAGAGCCAGAAACCAAGCUUACGUAUUGGCAUGGGGACGAGACAAGUUUAUGGAUGGAGCAAGCUUGCAGACGGCUUGACAAAGUUCACAUUGUGCUUGGAUGCCGUGGUUACGGAGAUCUAGAGGUGAACGCGUAAUUUGAGCAAAAAUUAGCUUUCUAUAAUGGUAAUUGGCGUUUACCACUUGGUCGUUUUGGUCUGUUCAAGCUAACUUAUAACAGUGGGGAAUUCAGAUUCUCCCACUGAACUUAAAAGAUGGUUUGUGAAGCAGUUGCUAGCUAAGGAUAACGCUUUUCAUGUAUUUUAUAGCUUUUAGUAACAUUAUUUAUUAAGGUAUCAUUUGGGCCGAGAAA